Molecule: messenger RNA, 2973 nt
Organism: Siniperca chuatsi (mandarin fish)
Lineage: Eukaryota; Metazoa; Chordata; Actinopteri; Centrarchiformes; Sinipercidae
Gene: gpank1
Product: G patch domain and ankyrin repeats 1
Molecular function (GO): nucleic acid binding; protein binding
Source: RefSeq, a predicted model, not a curated record
AACGGCAACAUCCGGUCCGAUAGGUGGCGGUACUCACCGUUAGACACGUAGCUGACGCUACGUACGACAUGCUGUUUACCACAGAGGAAGACAGGGGUAAUGUUUAUUAGCGUUAGCUUGAAGCAGCUUCGAAUAUUAAAGAAAUUAGUCAGUUUUGUUCCUAUUUUACGUCGUCAUCUGGAUAAUGUUUUGAAGCGACUUGAGUAAUGUUACCGAAUUAAGUGUUUUAGGUCAUCUUAAAUUAAGCUUUCAUGUGUCUAAAAGCUAAUGCCGAUGCUAACUUAGGCUAAAGCUCGAUAACUCAGUUAGCUAACGUCUUUGCUAAGGCUACAAAGGCUGGUUUUCAGCUGUUGCCUUAUUCAGAUAAAUACAUGGACGCGCUGUAAAUUGUAUUUGGUUAAAUGUAAUGUGGGAAAUGGCGUUUCAGAGUUACCCAGACAGAAAACCUUCCCUUUACUAAGCUACAUAUCAAAAUAAGCAAGCUAGCUACGUUAGCUUGCUAGCUUAAUACAUAGUUCACUAAAUACCAGACUCGAUGUGAAGCAAAUAGUAAAAGAGAAACACCAUUGACUUUCUGCCUUACAGUAUGCAGGCAUAGCAAAAACAUUACAGCUUUUCUUGUUUAAAGUCUAUUACUUAGACCGACUUUCAUUGAAAUAACAGUGAACUGGUUAAACUUCCAACUUGCCAUAAGUGAAGCUACAGUCACUCCUUAUGGCUGCUUUAGGCUUUACUCCUGCCAGCGGGCAGGAUGUUUUCAGCAUUGAAACAACCGAACAAUCCAGCUCUACAACAAGCCGUGUACUCAGUGGGGAAGAGGCCAGGCAGUUCUACGAAAAUUUAAUGAAAGAUGAGAAAGGGCAAGAUGUAUCAAGGAGUGCAAUUAGCAAGAAAGAUUAUCGCAGAGAGCAUCAGAAUAAACAGAGGGACAGUAGAAGAGUGAGGAGGAGAGUCAGGGCCGCAGAGAUGCAUCGGGGUCAAACCGAUUCUGCUGUGCAAAGAGGGAUUAGUGGUGAAAGUGAAGGCAACCAAAGAAGAGAGACAAGCAACUCAGAAAGGUCCAUGGAGCUCCUGGGGCUCAGGUUACUGCGCUGUGCCCAUGAGGGGGACAUCACUAGCCUCAAAGAGCUGCUCUCAAAGGGGGUCGACAUCAACUUCCAGGAUACUUACUUCUGGACGGCGGUAAUGUGUGCAAGCUGGUCAGGACAAAGAGAUGCGGUGAGGCUGCUGCUGCAACACGGAGCAGCCUGGGUCGGAGUGGUUGAUACACAGGGAAGGGAUGCCAAAGACCUGGCGCUGGAAGCGGGCCACAGGGAGGUAUUGGAGGAGUUGGAGAGCUAUGGGAGAAGUACACACAGAGAGACACAAUCUGAUAGCAGUGCCCCCCAGCUUCAGUGGUGCGGUGUGUGUUGUAACGAGUACAGCAGCAGCCUGUCAUCACAUCUCUCCUCCACUCUACAUCAGUUCAGUCUGCGGCGUCCUCCACCCACCCCGUACUACUGCCUCCCCUCCAGCAACAGCUACAAGAUGAUGGUUCGUAGCGGCUGGAAACCAGGGACAGGGCUGGGGCCAGAGGGAGAGGGGCCUCAACAGCCAGUGUCAACUGUGCUGAAGAGAGACCAGAAAGGCCUGGGGUAUGGACAGAUGAAAAGAGCCAAAGUUACUCACUUCCAAGCCAGAGAUCAUGACGCAGUGAAACCACCAUCCAAGGUGAAAGAAGAGAGAGGAGGAAAAGGACAGAGGAAGGAAGAAAGUAGGAGAAAGGAGCAAAAAGAUAAGAACUGGGAAAGAGAUUUCCGUGCCUCUUUUUACCUUUGACACCUGCUCACAGUGACUUUUCUACAAGACCUCUUUCCCAAACUCAUCUAAAAGUAUCUCUAAAACAUUAAACAGAUCUAUUAUGAAGACAACCUGUUUUUUUAUUUCAAACUGUUAAGGUGUUUGUGACGCAGCUGGGACGUGUUUUCCCAUAGAGCAUAAUAUAAUUACCUUGACUCUACCUCAAAGCUUAUACUGUGUCCAUUUAUGGAAUCAGUUGUGCCGCUGCCAACAGGUUGUGCAAUGACCAAAUGUGGCAUUGAUUGAUUUGAUCUUUAUCGUGAUUGCGUGACUAAAGAUGGUGUGUUUACUGUUAACCCACUAAGAUGCUUUCAAAAGUUGACAUAAAUGGAUUAUAUUUUCAUUUAUUAAAAAUUACAUAAGCAUUACUGAUCUAACAACCAUCACUGUGAACACUGGUUAUGGUGCCAACAUUUUUAAUGUCAGAGAGCUAUGUUGAUAUGUUUUAUAUGGUAAUAAAAUAUAAAACAUUAUUGAGACAUAACACCCCGUUAUUUGUGAGUACUAAUAGAAUUCAAAACUGUUCAGAUACUAAGUAAUGCUUUUAAAGUUUGUCCUUGAUGUGACUAUUGUUCUUGACUAGAAUAAUGUUAUGCAACUGUACAAACCAACAGUGAACUCUCCCUUUGGAGCAGCUCUGGCUACCUUCUCACCUAAUUUAACGCACCUGCACACACAUGAUUGAUGAGUCACAUGUUUGUGCAUAUCUGCCAUCUCAGCAUGUCACUCAUGCUAUCACUUCCUCACAUUUAGCCAAGUAAAACUCUUCAGUCUAAAGUGUUAUAUCUCAAAAGCUGGAUUCUUCUACGGUUACGUGUUAGGGUUAGACAUGUUUCAAAAUUGUAUUUAAGUAAUCACAGCUCAAGCCAAACUAGAGCCCUGUAACCUGCCAUGACACAACAUGUGGCCUUAGUCCUCAGACAGGGCCUGGCUGAAGACCACAAAGGACUGAGCUGUGGUCAUCAGAGCUCCAAGGCUACUGAACAACUCCCCCGAGGGGCUUUGUCUACCAGAGUCAGUAUCAUCUUUAAAAUCACUACUUAAAGCUUUUUACACUGAGUGACAAGAACAAUGAAAAAACCUGUACACUGUAAUCUAAUCCAAAAGUCCUGUAAUAAAUGCUGUUUGUACAAA